Molecule: messenger RNA, 1827 nt
Organism: Psilocybe cubensis
Lineage: Eukaryota; Fungi; Basidiomycota; Agaricomycetes; Agaricales; Agrocybaceae
Exons: 7
Coding region: 1-1827 (608 amino acids)
Cellular component (GO): mitochondrion
Molecular function (GO): methylcrotonoyl-CoA carboxylase activity; ATP binding; metal ion binding
Source: RefSeq, a predicted model, not a curated record
AUGGUUAGGCUGUACAUCCAGGACGCCGGGGUUCCGUGUGUGCCAGGAUAUCACGGAGAAAAUCAGGACGUUGAAUUUCUAUUCAACGAGGCACAGAAGAUAGGAUUUCCAGUCCUUAUCAAGGCUAUUCAUGGCGGAGGCGGCAAAGGAAUGCGCAUUGUCAGCACGCCUACCUCCGCCGCAUUCCAAGAAGCACUCUCCUCAGCCAAGCGCGAGUCACUGAAGGCCUUUGGAAACGACAAAGUGUUGAUUGAGAAAUACAUUGAGACGCCCAGACAUAUAGAGGUUCAAGUUUUUGCUGACACCUUAGGAUCAGUAGUCAGUCUAUGGGAACGUGAUUGCUCGGUUCAGCGGCGAAACCAAAAGAUUAUAGAAGAGGCCCCAGCUCCUGGAUUGUCUACAGAACUCCGCGCCGAUUUAGGCGCCAAGGCGAUAGCUGCCGCAAAGGCGGUCAAUUAUGUCGGUGCUGGAACCGUCGAAUUCAUUUUUGACAAUGAUACGGCAAAAUUUUACUUUAUGGAAAUGAAUACCCGUCUUCAAGUUGAACAUCCGGUAACAGAAAUGAUUACGGGUCUCGACCUUGUAGAAUGGCAACUAGAAGUGGCGGCUGGAAACCCCUUACCGCUUUCACAAGCUUCAAUACCCUUAGUCGGCCACGCGUUUGAGGCCCGUAUAUAUGCAGAAAACCCCAGGAACAGCUUCUUGCCUGAUUCUGGGACUCUGCUUUACAUGUCGACGCCGAAGCCCACGCAUAUCUUUGCACCAACUUAUCCACUGGCCAAAUCUGCAGGGGUUGUGAACCCAGAGUCCUGUCUAGGUCCUCCCGCUUCCGCCAACUCCUCGCUUGAGAUUAUGCCAUCGUUGCGCGUUGAACAAGGCUUCAACCAAGGCGCAACCAUUGGCGUGUUUUAUGAUCCUAUGAUUGCGAAGGUGGUUGUUCACGGCAGAGACAGAACAGAGGCUUUACGAAUGCUCCGUAAAGCACUAGAUGAUUACCACGUUGUGGGUGUGUCGACUAAUGUGGAAUUUUUGAGAACUUUGGCAGGAAACAAGUCCUUCAUCGACCAGGAUGUUGAAACUGGUUUCAUAUCAAAACAUUUCAAUGAGUUGUUCCCGCCCGUUUCUGUACCGGAAGCAAAUAUAUAUGCGCGGGCAGCGCUAUUUGUCACCCUUCGUGACCAACGGCAACAGGGACCAGCACUGACAACGCCAUGGACAUCGUUGACCUCUCGUCGCUUUGGUGGAGAGAAAUACACUCGGACAAUCAACAUCCAAACAGAAGAUAUGCAAAAUGAAACGAAAGUUCAUGUCGUUCAAAUAUCAGACAGUUUAUACAACAUUGUUGUAGAAACUGGACACAAACCCGUCCAUUUCACCUCUGUGUCUGCCCAAUUACUGGAUCAGACAACACUUUCGGCCACUUUAAACACCAACAACACCCGCACAACCAUUGUAUCACAGCCUCCACACCCUGCCGUACCAGCCUCACAAUCGCCAACAACCAUGGAACGUCUGCAUAUCUUCAGCGAGGGACACAAAACUACCCUCAUUCUGCCGACUCCAAAGUGGUUACUCUCUCUAGGAGGUGACUUACUUUCUGCUAAAGGGGCAUUGAGGGCGCCAAUGCCAAGUUUGAUAGUUGAACUAAAAGUCAAGGCCGGUGACCGGGUGGAGAAGGGUCAAGCCGUUGUGGUAAUUGAAAGCAUGAAAACUGAGACGGUUUUGCGAGCAGAUGCAGCGGGUAUCGUCAAAUCCGUGGGAUGCAAAGCUGGCGAGAUGGUAGAGGAAGGACGGGAGUUGGUGGAUAUCGAAGCUGAUGAGCUAUGA